CAAGUCAGCGAUGCCAGCAUUACUCCACUAAGCGUAUCUCCGUUAAUGAAUAUAGAAGCCAACCACGAAUUGACCCUCCAACGGCUUGCACCUACAAAUCUCUCUUCCACAACGUCUCUCUAUCAUUCCACGGAGUUAUUCUGGCACCCCCGAGAGUGCGGGAGCAGAGAAAAUCCAGUCCAAUUCUGAAGAUCGAUCUCACUUCCUGACGCCGAUCCAAUUCACAGUUGCGGGUCUGGUGCUUCUUGCGUAUCCUGGGUUUGGAUUCAUUGGAAUCUGAAGAAAUCAUGUUUCGGAGAAAGAACACCCCACUUUUCAAUGCGAGCGAUGCCGAACAGAGAGAAGCAAAGAUCAAUGAAAUGAGAGCUGCACUUGGCCUUUUGUCUACCCGUGGAGAGAAGUACUGUAAUGAAUCAUGCCUGAUAAAAUAUCUAGAAGCCCGCAACUGGAAUGUUGAAAAGUCCAGCAAAAUGUUAGUAGAAAGUCUCAAGUGGAGGGAAGGUACCAGGCCUGAGAAUAUUCGCUGGCCUGAUGUUUCCGGUGAAGCAAAAACAGGUAAAAUGUACAGGGCAAGUUUCCCCGAUAGAGAGGGUAAAACCGUGAUUGUAAUGAGACCUGCAAAGCAGAAUACAUCGUCUCACGAAGGACAGGUACAGCAUCUUGUAUAUACCUUGGAGAAUGCAAUCCGUAGCCUGCCUGAAGGUCAAGACAAAAUGGUGUGGCUGAUAGACUUCACAGGAUGGACACUUGCCCAUGCAACCCCCAUAAAGACUGCCAGAGAGAGUAUGAGUGUCCUGCAAAACCAUUACCCAGAGAGGCUUGCAGUUGCAUUUCUAUUCAAUGCACCCAAAGUAUUUGAGGCUUCUUUUAAGGUUCUCAAAGUAUUCGCUGACAAGAAAACAAUCCAGAAACUCCACUUCGUGUACAAGGAGAAUGAGGAGAGCAUGAAGACAUUGUACGAGCACAUUGAUCCCGAAGUCCUUCCGGUAGAUUUUGGAGGGAAGACCAAUGUGACGUACAAUCAUGAGGAUUACUCUAAAUUGAUGACAAAAGAUGACAUUAAAACAGCAAGCUUCUGGGCAGAAGAUGGUAACUAACCAUGUAAUGAGCGGGCACUCGGCUCCUGAGUUACACAGCAAUCGUCACUAGUUGCUGCUAAAGCAAGUUGAGGAGCACCGGCCAUGUCACCAACUCACCAGUUUGUUGCUAAAGCAAAUUGAGGAGCAUCACCCUGCAUUAUGGAUGGCUCGAGCUACAUAAGUGAUUCCAUAACAUUCCCUUGGCCGAGUAUAUAUUCCACAUACUUAAUGGUAUUCCCGGGUACUUGGUAGCUGUUUUCCGUAUGAAUUUUUACACGCUUAAGUUGCUAAUUUGUAAUUGUUGUUUCCAGACAUAUUAAUUUAAUCUCUUUUUAAGUUUGCCAAAAUAAAA
Molecule: messenger RNA, 1431 nt
Organism: Lolium perenne
Lineage: Eukaryota; Viridiplantae; Streptophyta; Magnoliopsida; Poales; Poaceae
Product: phosphatidylinositol transfer protein PDR17-like
Molecular function (GO): phosphatidylinositol transfer activity
Source: RefSeq, a predicted model, not a curated record